Messenger RNA from Rotaria sordida, 897 nucleotides. The record is from the annotation of a GenBank genome assembly. Lineage: Eukaryota; Metazoa; Rotifera; Eurotatoria; Philodinida; Philodinidae.
AUGUCAAUUAGUUCUUAUCAAUCAAUGAUUAAUAAUAAUCUAACUAGUUUAUCAACAACAUCAACUGGUUCAUCAGUAUCAAAUUCAUCAUCAGGUUCAACUGGUGGCAGUGGUAGUAAUGCACCAAUGUCAUUAGCUGCUGCUAAUGUUGUACGUGGUAUAAUGGAAAAAGUUUUAGCAACACCACCAAUGGGUGCUAGUAUAAGUGGAGGAAUACCAUCAUCAUCAUCUAAUGCUGCUGCUGCUGCUGCUGCUCGAUUAUUUAAUGAACUUGAUUAUUUAUCAUCACCAGGACUUGAUUCAGAUUUUGGUGAUACAUCACCAUUACUUUGUACAAGUUCAUCUAAUUUAAAUAAUCAAUAUCUUCGUUUAGCUAUUAAUAGUAAUAAUAAUAAUAAAGAACAACAACAUUGUCAUCAUGGAAAUUUUCUUACACGACAUUGUUUAUCACAAAAUAAUAAUCGAGCAAUAAACAGUCCAUUUUCACAUCAACAAUUUACAGAUUUAACAAAUUUAAUUGAUUAUUCACCACCAUCAAAUUCUAUGACAAAUAUAUUUUCUGAACCAGAUGAUAUAAAUGAUUUAAAUGGAAAUAAAAAAUUUAUUGCUAAACGAGCACAAAUUGAUAUGACUAAACAAGUAACAGAUGCUCGUGCUUUAUAUUUUAUGUUAGGUAUUAAAAUGAAAUGUAAAUUUUGUUUUGAAAAUGGUGAAUCAUUUGAAGUUUAUCGUUCUCAUAUGUUACGUAAUGGUGCUGGUACAAUACUUUGUCCAAUAUUACGUGCUUAUGUAUGUCCAAAAUGUGGUGCUACUGGUGAUUUAGCACAUACAUUACGUUAUUGUCCAUUACAUCAAUCACCUGGUAAUACUCAAUUACUUGGUAGUGCUUUUGAUUAA